Molecule: messenger RNA, 1669 nt
Organism: Filobasidium floriforme
Lineage: Eukaryota; Fungi; Basidiomycota; Tremellomycetes; Filobasidiales; Filobasidiaceae
Product: putative formate dehydrogenase
Exons: 5
Coding region: 397-1539 (380 amino acids)
Cellular component (GO): cytosol
Molecular function (GO): formate dehydrogenase (NAD+) activity; NAD binding; oxidoreductase activity, acting on the CH-OH group of donors, NAD or NADP as acceptor
Source: RefSeq, a predicted model, not a curated record
GGCGGAGGCCGGGAGGCGCGGAUGAAACCCCACUCUCUAGGAGGACGACCCCCGGCGUUGGGACUGUCGAUCAGCUGGCCAGGUGAUCAGGUCAGGAAUCGACCCCGCUCUGUCGAAAGAUCUCAAAUGAUCGAAGGGAAAUAUCCCGAUCACCCUCGAGGCAACGCGAGGUUCGGCAUACGGUCCACUUCGGCCAGCCAGAAUUGGGUUCGCACGAAGUGUCCGAAGGGAGAGAUGAUGUCGCAGUUGGACUGGACGAGGUGGACUAUAUAAGGAUGGUCGGGCACGUCGAAAGAUUUAGCUACACACAAAGACAUGAUAGAGUAUCAUCCACUUCAAACAUCUAUAACUGUACCCCUAUCCAACUAAGACACAACACAAACACAACACUCAACGAUGACAUCUAAAGGUAUGAAGAUCCUCCUCGUCCUCUACGACGGCGGCAAGUCUGCCGAAGAAGAGCCUCGACUCUUGGGGACCACCGAGAACAAGCUCGGGAUCUCCAAAUGGCUCGCCGACCAGGGUCACGAGCUCGUCACCACCUCGGACAAGGAGGGAAGCGGGAGCGAGUUUAGGAAACACAUCGUCGAUGCCGACAUUCUCAUCACUACACCUUUCCAUCCCGGGUACUUGACCAGGGAGGUCAUGGACACGGCCAAGCAAUUGAAGCUUGCCGUGACCGCUGGAGUCGGUUCGGACCAUAUCGAUCUGGACGCGGCCAACGAACGCAAGAUCACCGUAGCCGAGGUGACGGGAUCCAACGUGGUGUCCGUUGCUGAACAUGUGGUGAUGACGAUCUUAUCCGCCGUCCGUAACUUUAUCCCAGCCCACGAGCAGGUGAUGAAUGGAGGCUGGGAUGUGGCCGCCAUCGCCCGAAACGCCUUUGACCUCGAGGGCAAGGUGGUCGGUACCCUCGGGUGCGGUCGAAUCGGUUACAGGGUCUUGCAACGACUCAAGCCGUUCGACUGUGCCGAGUUGCUCUACUACGAUUACGCGCCUUUGCCCAAGGAGGCCAGUGAUGCCGUCGGGUGCAAGCGGGUGGAGGACCGAGACGAAUUCUUGAAGAGGUGUGAUGUGAUUACCGUCAACACGCCCUUGCACGCCGAGACCAAGGGAAUGAUCAACAAGGAGUUCUUAUCCAAAUUGAAGAAGGGUUGCUUCCUCAUCAACACCGCACGAGGCGCCCUCGCCGUGGCCGAAGACGUAGCCGAAGCUCUCGAAUCGGGCCAGAUCAACUUUUACGGAGGUGACGUCUGGUACCCUCAACCGGCACCCGGUGACCACCCUUGGCGAUCCAUGCGCAACCACUUGAAGGGAGGCAACGGGAUGACCCCGCACUACAGUGGAACCACCCUCGAUGCUCAACGACGAUACGCCGAGGGAACUCAGGAGAUCUUGAAGAGAUUCUUCAACGGCGAAAAGCAGGAACCGGCCAACUUGAUCGUCGAGAACGGAGAGUACGCGACCAAGGCGUAUGGACAGAGGAACACGAAGACGGAGGAGGCCAAGGAGCAGGUCAGGACGGAUGGGAACGCUUGAGGAGGACAUGUCAUCCCGGACAAGUUCGAGUCCAUUACGUCCAUGUUGCUUCGAGAUGUAAAGCAAGAAGAAAGUGCCAAUUGUAUCCAGACAAGAUUGUCUCAGAUGAAAUGAAACCAAUUACCUACGG